Messenger RNA from Dunckerocampus dactyliophorus (ringed pipefish), 4574 nucleotides. RefSeq names its product fibroblast growth factor receptor 2 (gene fgfr2). The transcript is spliced from 18 exons. The coding region runs from base 645 to 3155 and encodes 836 amino acids. The record is from RefSeq and is a predicted model, not a curated record. Gene Ontology annotation, cellular component: membrane; signaling receptor complex. Gene Ontology annotation, molecular function: ATP binding; fibroblast growth factor binding; fibroblast growth factor receptor activity. NCBI's taxonomy places the organism in Eukaryota, Metazoa, Chordata, Actinopteri, Syngnathiformes, Syngnathidae. Gene Ontology annotation, biological process: multicellular organism development; fibroblast growth factor receptor signaling pathway; positive regulation of kinase activity.
GGAAGCGACUCGAGUUACAGAGAGCGGGGGGCCUUUGACACCCCCGAGGAGGGAGGGAGAGAGGGAGGGCGGUGUGUGGAGACGUAAGGAGGAGAAAAAGCUAGUAAACCUGACAAAGCGUCUGCUGUCGGCGAAGAGACGAGGACACACGCUGAUGGAUUUUAAGACAUUUUGUUUCAGACAUCUGUAUUACUGAACUUCGUGAUCCCACUAGCACCUUUUUAGUUGACAAGUACACCGUUGGAUUGUUGCUGCGCGCUGGAAGAAGAAAGAGGACGAAAGUUUCGGGGCUACUUAUUCGCUGUGACUUCUUUCUUUUGAGCCCACUUCCACGGAUAAAACACCUAAAAGUAGGAUUUUUCUACAUGGCAGUGGACUACUCUGUAAAUCGGGCUUGGAAUAUAUUAUGUGAUUUGUUCUGAGUGUGGAUUAGUCACAUCCAAGCAGAUUUUUCUUUGGUGCACUGAGGAGUUGGAGACAUUUCUCCCUGUGGAUUGAACCCGUGUUCUGUCCUCCCUUCCUAACCGUGCAUGCCAAAACACACAGCUACACGACUUCAGUCCUCUCUGCCCAGGUGAUCGGGUGAAUUCCACUGCGUGACAGGCUGACCCGGCAGCAGUUGAUGGUUGGGCGGACCCCCUCAGAUGGGAUCAGUGUCCAGGAGGCGGUGGAGAAGGGGGGUAUGGGGAGCCCUGGCAGCAAAUAACGGGAUGGCCUCAUGGGCCUGGCUGCUGGCUGCCGUCCUGCUGUCCCUGCUGACUGUCAGCGCGGCCCGACCGCCCCUAACCUCCACCAAGGAGGAGGAGACCACCCUAGAACCUGAAGACACAUCGAACAAAUACCAAAUAUCUAAGCCCACGGUGUGCUCAGUGCACCCAGGGGAGGUGCUGAAGCUGAGCUGCCCUCUGCCGGCAACGGGGACCAUCACCUGGACCAAAGACGGCAGCUCUCUGGGCACCAACAACCGCACACUGAUAGAACAGGAGGUGCUGCAAAUCCGUGAUGCCACGCCCAAGGAUUCGGGCCUGUACGCCUGCACCAGCGUGGGCAAAGACACGGUCUGCUUCAUAGUCAAUGUCACAGAUGCCAUUUCGUCGGGGGAUGACGAGGACGAUACAGAGCGAUCAGAAGACACAGGGGCAGAUGGAGAACAGCUAAGCUCCCCGUAUUGGACCUCGUCCGCAAAGAUGGAGAAGAAGCUGCAUGCGGUUCCAGCUGCCAACACAGUGAAGUUCCGCUGUGCUGCAGGAGGCAACCCCCGGCCCAAGCUACGCUGGCUAAAAAACAGCAGGCCUUUCCGCCAAGAGGACCGCAUGGGAGGUUAUAAGGUACGAAGCCAGCACUGGACUCUGAUAAUGGAGAGUGUGGUUCCAUCAGACAAGGGCAACUACACGUGUUUGGUGGAGAACGAGUUUGGAUCCAUCAACCACACCUACACCCUGGACGUUGUGGAGCGGUCCCCUCACCGGCCCAUUCUUCAAGCUGGCCUGCCCGCCAACACGACGGUUUAUGUCGGAGAGGACGCCCGCUUUGUCUGCAAAGUGUACAGUGAUGCCCAACCUCAUAUCCAGUGGCUGAAACACAUCACUCAGAAUGGCAGUCGCUAUGGUCCCGAUGGGCACCCUUAUGUCAAAGUACUAAAGACCGCGGGUGUAAACACCACAGAUAAGGAGAUAGAAGUUCUCUACUUGCCCAAUGUAACAUUUGAAGCUGCUGGGGAGUAUACGUGCUUGGCGGGUAAUUCUAUUGGGAUCUCCUAUCACACUGCUUGGUUGACGGUGCUUCCAGCUGCAGAGAAAAACGCAGAGCCCCUUCCACCCGACUAUGUGGAGAUUGCUAUUUACUGUGCAGGCGUCUUCCUCAUUGCCUGCAUGGUGGGCAUCGUGGUGGUGUGCCGCAUGAGGAACACGGCAAAGAAACCGGACUUUGGCGGUCAACCUGCAGUUCACAAACUGAGCAAACAGAUCCCUCUGCGCCGCCAGGUAACAGUGUCGGCCGACUCCAGCGCUUCUAUGAACUCCAACACACCUCUUGUACGUAUCACCACGCGUCGGAGUUCAGCACACGAUGACCCGAUUCCUGAGUACGACCUUCCUGAGGAUCCACGGUGGGAGUUUGCCAGAGACAGGUUGACCCUGGGCAAACCCCUCGGUGAAGGCUGUUUCGGCCAAGUGGUAAUGGCAGAAGCUCUUGGCAUCGAUAAAGACAAACCCAAGGAGGCUGUAACUGUCGCUGUCAAAAUGCUGAAAGAUGACGCCACCGAAAAGGACCUGUCUGACCUGGUGUCAGAGAUGGAAAUGAUGAAGAUGAUUGGUAAACAUAAGAACAUCAUCAAUCUGUUGGGGGCCUGCACACAAGAUGGCCCUCUGUACGUAAUAGUGGAGUAUGCUUCCAAAGGUAAUCUUCGGGAGUACCUCCGAGCCCGUCGACCUCCUGGGAUGGAGUACUCCUACGACAUUGCCCGUGUCUCAGACGAACAGCUCACUUUCAAAGAUCUGGUCUCAUGCACUUAUCAAGUGGCACGGGGCAUGGAGUACCUUGCAUCCCAAAAGUGUAUACACAGAGAUCUGGCCGCCAGGAAUGUCCUGGUCACAGAAAGCAACGUCAUGAAGAUCGCUGAUUUCGGCUUGGCCCGCGAUGUCCAUAACAUCGACUACUAUAAAAAGACGACCAAUGGUCGUCUUCCCGUUAAGUGGAUGGCUCCCGAAGCGCUUUUUGACCGAGUCUACACUCAUCAGAGUGAUGUGUGGUCUUUUGGGGUGCUGAUGUGGGAGAUCUUCACCCUAGGGGGCUCCCCAUACCCUGGCAUUCCCGUUGAGGAGCUCUUCAAGCUGCUCAAAGAGGGCCAUCGCAUGGACAAGCCAGGCAACUGCACCAACGAGCUCUACAUGAUGAUGAAAGACUGCUGGCACGCCAUCUCCUCCCAUCGACCAACGUUCAAGCAGCUCGUGGAGGAUCUGGAUCGCAUCCUCACCCUCAACACCAAUGAGGAGUAUCUGGACCUGUGCACCCCCACGGAGCAGUAUUCUCCAAUCUUCCCCGACACUCGCAGCUCCUGUUCCUCCGGCGACGACAGCGUCUUCUCCCACGAGCCCUUACCAGAUGAGCCUUGCCUCCCCAAGUAUCAGCACAUCAACGGCAAUGUCAAAACAUGAGUUCCGUUCCCCCCCCCACCGCACUCUUGACCCAAACUCCACCUUAAAACACACUAAGAACAAGACACUUGCCUUGAAACCCUCUCUGCUUCCCGGCCCGCCUCUCUUUGUCCACCUCCUGGCUCCCAGCUGACUUUCGGACCAAUUUGGGACCGGGCUGGCAGCAGCGCUGUUGCACUGCCAUUUGCCACAUCCUACAUGCCCUCAUGUCUUAAGGAGAGGAAAGGAGGAGAGGAUCCCGAUACAAGCUGAGCUUUUAUACAGACUGAAUGAACUGACAUUCUUCAAGGGACCUUUUCUCUCUUUUUUUUUCAUAUUAACACAAACUUUUUCAUAUCAGAUCUACACAAGGAGGUUGGGACGAUGUUUGGAGACCUCAUUCCAGCGGCUGGCAUUCCAAGAUUGUUAUUUGCUCCUGGAGGAAUGUAUGGACCAAUGUGAACUUAAAGCAGAUGACUAAAAAUAGGAAGAGGACUAAGAGAAAAGGCUUUGACUAACAAAAAAAAACAAAAAACAGAGGAAUAGGUGGAGAGCGUGCAUAGAAACAGCUUCCCUGUUUAUUUUGUAAUAUUGAUGCCUUUCUUUUUCACUUCUCUUUCCCAAUUAUUGUAGAGAAAAAAUACACAGUAUAAUGUGUAGUUCUGGGUAUAUUUGUAAAUAUCUCCAAAUAUGUAUAAAUAUAUAUUAUAUAUUUACAAUGAAUUAUUUUUUGUAUGCCCUCAAAAAAACUAAAGGUCCUCACCCCGCCUUACACCACUCCCCCACCCAAUUUGGAGAACAUAUUGCACAUAGUUUUUACCAACAGACACACACAGAUGCACAUCUAAAACCCUGUCUUACACACACACACACACACGCGCACACACACACACGCACACAGAGUAUUGGCUUUCAGGUAGCAUGUUAAUUUAUUGACUUGUGAUUUUUGUAUUAAUCAGAAAGUCUAAAAAAAGAACAAAAUCAUGAUGAUAUUAAUAAUGCAAAUGUCUAAAUAAUCCAUGAAAUGUAUUUAAAAUGAUCCCUCAGCAGCAAUGGAAGAAAAUGGCUUGAUUUUAGUGGGAUUGACAGAACCAUGUUUUGUAAGUUUUAUAUAUGAAUGUGAAUAUUAAGUUAAAUGUGUACAUUUUAUAGCCAGCUAAUCCCUUUCUUAUGUAUCAUCGGUGGCAUUUCUGUCCAGACCUUUAACAUUUUCUUAGCUGUACUUUAGGAUCAUCAGGAGUUUUCAGGGUCAACUGUUUCUGGUUUUAAGACACUAAUUCUCCGCUGCCUCGUGUAGAUCAAACGUAGAAGUUUACAGAACAAUCAAACACUUACAAAGUAUGGAAUCAUUCAAGUGGUUUUAUUUUCUACAGGACCAACAUUAAGCUGUUCCCUUGCAGAUGUUCAUGUCACAUUUGCAAAUAAAUAAUUGAAAAAAUA